Messenger RNA from Aedes aegypti (yellow fever mosquito), 990 nucleotides. Its product is annotated as DNA repair protein RAD50-like. Gene Ontology annotation, molecular function: double-stranded telomeric DNA binding; single-stranded telomeric DNA binding; G-quadruplex DNA binding. The record is from RefSeq and is a predicted model, not a curated record. Gene Ontology annotation, cellular component: Mre11 complex; condensed nuclear chromosome. The coding region runs from base 178 to 915 and encodes 245 amino acids. Gene Ontology annotation, biological process: chromosome organization involved in meiotic cell cycle; telomere maintenance via telomerase; telomere maintenance via recombination. The transcript has 2 exons. Lineage: Eukaryota; Metazoa; Arthropoda; Insecta; Diptera; Culicidae.
AAAAUUUAAUGGCAGCCCUGCUCAUCUUUCGUCAACGAUCAGCGGCCGGCAAGAAGUGAAACAUUUUUUUUGCGGUUCAGCUGGUUCUUGUUAAUUCGCGUUAAUUCUGUUUGAAAAUUGUUUCGAUGACUAUAAUUGCAACUUAAAAGUAAAAACCUUAAGAAUUCUUUCUUCAAAAUGUCAACCAUUUCAAAGUUGGAAAUCCGAGGAAUCCGAAGCUUCGGCGUCGAAAGCGGAGAUGUUCAGAAAAUCAAGUUCCAAUCCCCCCUGACAUUGAUUGUUGGCCAGAAUGGUUGUGGCAAAACCACUAUCAUCGAGUGCUUGAAAUAUGGUCUAACCGGCGAAGUUCCGCCUGGCACUGACCGUGGCAAGGCAUUCGUUCAUGAUCCGAAGAUUUUCAGCACCGUUGAAAGCAUGGGUCAGGUCAAGCUAAUGGUAACGGAUUUCACCGGAAAUCGUGUCACGGCGACGCGGUCGAUGAAGGUUUCCCAGAAAGGCCGGGGCCAACAACCCAAGUUUGAAACGCUUGAUUCAGUUGUUACGAUGGAGAAUGUUGCCACCGGUGAAAAGACCACUCUUUCCCGGCCUCGAGCUGCAGAUAUCAAUAACGAGAUGUGCGACGCCAUGGGAGUAUCGAAAGCUAUCAUUAACAACGUCAUUUUCUGUCACCAAGAAGACUCGAAUUGGCCCCUGGAGGAACCGAAAGAAUUGAAGAAAAAGUUCGAUGCCAUCUUCGGGACGACAGAAUACAACAGAGUGAUCGAGAAGCUAAUCAAGAUAUCCAAGGAAUACAAUGAUCGACAAAAGGAGAAAGCAGGAGACUUGAAGCUACUGGAAAAUAUAAAAAGCCAGGCGGAGGUGAAACACCUUCAGCUCCAGAAGGUUGACAAAGCAGGCAGGACAAACUCGCUGUAGUGGAUAGUCUGGAGAAUUCGUUGAAGCCAAUCUAUGAGCGUCUGGAUCAGAUUGCUAAAAUUGAGAGAGAUUUUU